Pistacia vera is the source of this 1395-nucleotide messenger RNA. RefSeq names its product receptor-like protein 19. The coding region runs from base 1 to 1395 and encodes 464 amino acids. The record is from RefSeq and is a predicted model, not a curated record. Gene Ontology annotation, molecular function: protein binding. NCBI's taxonomy places the organism in Eukaryota, Viridiplantae, Streptophyta, Magnoliopsida, Sapindales, Anacardiaceae. The transcript has a single exon.
AUGUCUUUUUGCAACAUAAGUGAAUUCCCCAGUAACUUGAGAACCUUAGAGAAUUUGGAGUAUUUAGAUCUUUCCAACAAUAAAAUUCAGGGUCGGAUUUUGAAAUCUGAGUCGAGAGGAAUUAAGAAUUUGGAUUAUCUGAAUCUUUCCCAAAAUUUCCUGACGUAUAUAGAGGAUCAUCCUUGGAGGGAUAUUCGAACUCUUGAUCUUUCAAACAACAUGCUCCAAGGAUCACUUUUUGAUCCACCACCUAUUUGCAAUUUGAGUUCCCUUGAGUAUCUUUCCUUGUCUAAUAACAAUUUGUAUGGAAGAAUUCCACAAUGUUUCGGGAACAUGGGGGUUGUUAUGUUGCACCUGCAGAAGAAUAAUCUUCACGGUAGCAUUCCUGAUACAUUUGCAAAUGGAAGUUCGUUGGUGAGUCUUGAUCUAAGUGGAAAUGAGUUGGAAGGGCGUUUGCCUAGAUCCUUGGGAAAUUGUAGCCAACUGGAGGUUAUGAAUGUCGGAAAUAACAAGAUAAGUGAUAUAUUUCCUUAUUGGUUUGGAACUCUUUGGAAUCUGAAAGUUAUUGUCUUGAGGUCUAAUAAAUUUUAUGGUCCCAUACAGGAUUCCAAAACUCUAUUUCAUUUCUCCAACUUGCAGAUUCUAGACCUCUCUCACAAUGAAUUCAAAAGUUUUUUGCCCAGAAAUUUGUUUGAAAAUUUGGGAGCAAUGAUGCUUAUUUCGAAUAAUGAAUCUGACGUCAGAUAUAUUGGAGAUGAUUAUUAUAAAGAUUCCGUAGUUGUGACAAUGAAAGGGCGGGAUAUUGAAAUGACUAGGAUACUAACGAUUUUUACAUCCAUUGAUCUGUCACACAAUAAUUUUGAGGGAAAGAUUCCUGAAAUUCUUGGAAACUUCAAAUCACUCAUAGUGCUCAAUCUUGCUCACAAUAGCCUAACAGGUAAUAUUCCAUCUUCAUUGGGGAAUUCAAUUGCUCUUGAAUCAUUAGAUCUCUCUUCAAACAAGCUUGGUGGAAGAAUUCCUGUGCAAUUGGAAAGUCUUACAUUCCUCUCUUUAUUAAAUCUUUCCCAUAAUCAACUUUCGGGACCCAUCCCUCAAGGCGGUCAAUUUGAGACAUUUGAAAGUGAUUACUUCAUCCGGAACAAAGGAUUGUGUGGAAGGCCAUUGCCAACGAAAUGCAACAAUGAUCCGAGGCCGCAAUUACCACCUGCAUUUUCAGAAGGAGAAGAUGAUAAUUCAAGUGAAUUUGAUUGGAAAAUUGCGAUGAUGGGUUAUGGAAGUGGGGUGGUGAUUGGUUUGUCCAUAGGAUACAUUGUAUUCUCAACGGGUAAACCUAGGUGGCUCGUAAGAAUGGUUGAAGCCAGAGUACAAAAUAUUGUUAGAAGAACUGGAAGGUAG